CUGAGUCUACGCCAAGACUGCGAAGCAGCAGACAAGUGGGCUUGGUGGAGCAAGUCCUACGUCUUGUCUUUUCUGGCGGCGCAGGCACGCCAGGCCGUUCUUUCCCAAAAAGACAAGGGUGACCGCUGUUUGGUCAGUGCUGCUGCUAUGGGUCUGCGGGUCUGCGGGUCUGCGGCUGCUGGGGACGUCCACGGUUGCACGGGUGGAUGGGAAGGAACACUGGACCUGGAAAGCAGAGGCAGGGAAGAGAAAGGCAAGGACCGCAAGGACCAGGGCCAAGGCGAAGGCGAAGGCGAGGGCGAGGGCGCCGGCGAGAGACGUGCCUUCUUCAAUUAUAUACAACGUGUUUCCACAACCCGUCACCUCCGCGCCAACCUUAGCACCGUCUUCCAGCCGCCUCAUUCGCUUGUGCAGCAGACGGUGCAAGGAGGAUGGCAGACGGUCGGAGGCGGAGGCGGCCGUGACAAACUGCCCGCCGAAAGCGAGGACGAGGACGAGGACAUACGUAGCCAUGACGAGAACCACGCCGGCCGCUAA
Messenger RNA from Colletotrichum karsti, 537 nucleotides. RefSeq lists its product as uncharacterized. Lineage: Eukaryota; Fungi; Ascomycota; Sordariomycetes; Glomerellales; Glomerellaceae. The record is from RefSeq and is a predicted model, not a curated record. The transcript is spliced from 2 exons.